Quercus robur (English oak) is the source of this 426-nucleotide messenger RNA. RefSeq lists its product as uncharacterized. NCBI's taxonomy places the organism in Eukaryota, Viridiplantae, Streptophyta, Magnoliopsida, Fagales, Fagaceae. Bases 1 to 426 code for a protein of 141 amino acids. The transcript has a single exon. The record is from RefSeq and is a predicted model, not a curated record.
AUGUGGGAGGCUCCAGAGGUGACUAUUUCAGAUCCUGGCUCAGGGCUCCCUGCUUUCCUAGCCCGCUUUGACAUUUUGGAGUUCAAUAGCCUCCCUGCAAGCCAUUUAUAUUGCUUUGGGCCUCCCUAUGGUAACUUCUUGCACUUCUCUCUGCUUGUGGAGGGUCUGUCAUUGCUGGAAGGGUUGUUCAAGGUCCAUGGAGAUUUUACCAGUGGGUUCAGGGGAGGUGUAUUUUUAGGCAACAUCCUGAUGGAGCUGCUAUGUGCUGUGUUGAUUUCUUUAAGGAACUCUUCUCUUGACUCCUUAUCUGAGGACAGACUUUUGGAAUGGAGGGGAGUGGUGCAGGAUCUUAUAGAAGUAAAGUUCAAUCUGUCCUUCUUGUUGGAGCAUUUGCGUUCACUGGCUCAUAUGCUAUUCCAGAGGUAG